This is a messenger RNA of Corvus hawaiiensis (hawaiian crow), 6516 nucleotides long. RefSeq lists its product as uncharacterized. Bases 81 to 2423 code for a protein of 780 amino acids. The transcript is spliced from 6 exons. The record is from RefSeq and is a predicted model, not a curated record. NCBI's taxonomy places the organism in Eukaryota, Metazoa, Chordata, Aves, Passeriformes, Corvidae.
UUCACUGUUAAAUGAGCCUCAGGUGGGAGGAGGAGUGGACAAGUAGCAGCUGCCUGCCAUAAAGAGGUGUUUAAAGAAAAAUGAAUACUGCCUCAACUUCAGAAAGUGGAUCAUAUUCCACAAACCACCCAAGACCCUUUUUUUAUGCACAGCCAUCAGCGCAGCAGCCUUAUCCAAAUCCAUGGUAUCUUAGUCAUGCGUUCAGUCCAUACUGCGUACCUGCUCCAGGCUUCCGAAGUGGAAAUCCGUAUUUUCCAUUUUAUUCUGUUGCGUUCCAUGAAUACCCUGGAUUUUUUGUUCCACAGCAUCCCGUGCAUGCAAGAAUUAACAGAAGGCCUUAUUUUAACGCUGCCCCACCUUCCCCUAUGUUUUAUCACGCAACGAGAUUUAGACAUUAUAAUAGCCCUGGGAAGAAAAUGGAGACAAAAGAAACACAGACUGAUCCUAGACAGCCUGAAAGCAAGCAAAAAAAGCACCAAGAUAUCCGUACAGAAACGAAAGGUUGUGAUGCAGGAAAUCUAGCCUGUGUUUCUCCUGGUAUAGGUACAGAGACUGAAAGUACUUCAGAGAAACAGGAUUCAUUUGGCUCUUCCAUUGUGGUAGACAGAGAGUUUCAUAAUAAGAACCCUGCCAGCUCUCCACAGUAUAGAAAUCUUCCUACUGGAAGCUAUGCCUUUGAGAAGGAAGAAGUAAGGAUAGAAUAUGGAAAUGGCUCUCCAGCUAUUCAGCUGUGGAAGUCCUUUAAAGAAACGAUCCCGUUGUAUGAUGUGGCAAGUGGUAAACCAGUUCCAGAGAACAUAGUGCCACAUGACUUAUUUUCUCUUAGCUCAUGUGAAGGCAUGAUAUAUGGCCCUCAUGAAGGGGAGAAAAUGGUGCCAGGAGCUUCCUUAGAUGAGAGAAAAGCUGUUGUCACCUCCAAACAGGGCACUGAAACUGUGCAAGAGAAAGAUGUCCAAAAUAAUGGUGCAAAGCUGGAUGUAGAAAAGCUGGCAAAUUCCCCCCCAGGUGAAACCAUGGCAGUGCAAAUCACAGAGUUGGCAAGAUCUGUUGGUGUAGAUCAACCAGUGGUAAGACAGGAUGUAGUGAUAGCUAAGAAAUCUAGCACUAAAAAGUCUGCAGGCUCAAAAACCUCUCAAGAAGAGCCCAGCUUUAUUCAACAAGCAGGACUACUUCCAUCUAAUAUAGAGGUAAUGAGCGACUUUCAGCAGAAAAAGUUGAAUUUAAGCCACAGUGCAGCUAAUGAAAGUCAGACAGAGAAAAAUAUUUGGUGUGACAAAUCAACUGAGAGGUUUUCUCCCUCUAGCAGCUGGCUGGCUUGUUUGGACAGUAUGGACACAAACUACAAUGUUUGUUUGCCACAAAGGAAGCGUCAAAGUGUAAUCAGUCUGUCUUCUGAUGACAUGUCCUCUAGAGAGGAAGGCUCAUCAAUUGAUAAUGCCCCAGUGUCUUAUUUUGUCCCUGACUAUGUGCUUCAGAAAAGCACGUAUACUCUUCAGAAAAGUACGGAGGGCUUAGAGAGAGAGCAAAUUAAAAGUGGUGGGUCCCUUAAUGUAGAUGAAGUAGUAGGAAAAGAGCAGGUGAACAGCUUGAAUGACCAAGAUGUCAACUCUUCAAACACAAAGAUUAAAGAGGCUCCCAGUAAAGGUAGAAAGCCGGGAACCCUUUCUAGGUCCUCUAGUAGGAAAGAAAUAGAUUCUCUCAACAAAAAAGCAACUAAGAGUUUGUCAGAAGUUGAGGACUCUGAAGAAUAUUCUGUGAAGGGAGAAGAGGAAGAUGAAGAGGAUGAGUAUGAGGAGGAAGAGGAUGACAUGGAUGAAAUGGAGUAUUUCUUUCAAGAAGCCCCUCCAUAUGGCAUCUUGAAGCCAAGUAAAGGGAAUUUCUACCAAGUUGGCCAGAGAGUGUUUUGGAAACCACUUAAAAAUGCUGUACCAGCACAAUUAAUUAGCUGGCCUGCUCAAGAGAAAAUAAAAGCUAGGAGCGGGCUUGUUGAAAAUAUUGGUUUAUUUUACAAGCCAAAGAAGAGAGAACAAGAUGAAGCUGUAUACAGUGACUAUGGGUAUUAUGGAAGAAAGAGGCCUAUGACAAGAAGAGAAGGACUGGAACACCAGCGAAUGCUACGGAAAUUCUUGGGAGGAAGGCUGUUAAGGGAGAACAUGCGGAUACCACCUGAAGAGUACUGGAUUAGAAGUGGUGCUAAGCCCAGAUUUACCAGCCAAGUAUGUGGUAGUCUCUCACCUUCAGCAAAGAGCAAAGAACAAGUGUGUCCACCUUUGGUUAAACCAAAGAAGAAAAGAAUUGGCAAGCCACCUUCAAAACGCAGAGACACGAGACAUGAGGUGGAAGAAGUAGAACUGUGGGAGCUGCCUAAACACAGUGUACACAAAGGGCAUGGAACAAGAAAGUCCCUCUCUAAGAAAAGAUAAUUGCAAAUAUUGGGGCAGGAGGGGGAAAUACCAAAGGUUUGUUUUGUAUAAAUCCAAAAUUUGAUUAUUAUUCUCUUGUAUAUUUUGUGAGUUGCUGUUCACUCUAAAAGGGUAAGAAGUGACACUGUAAAGACUGAGGACACAAUUAAAAUGCAAUGAAAUAGUUAACACCAAAGUCACCUUUUAUAACUAGCACAUCCACUAUUUAAAUAAUAAAUUUCAUAGAAUUGCACUUUGAGACUUCUUGUGUUCCAUCUUUACACAGUAGCAAAAAAACGUGAGAUGGGAAUGUAUGUGCACAACUGCUAUUACAGCAUGAUAGUUAUUGCUGCCCUGGUCUUAAACUCUGCAGGAUUGUGAAGCCUGUCCAUGUCAUCUCAUAGUCACAUGAUGUGGACAUAAGUACAAGAUUCUUUUCUACCAGCUGGAUUUGUUUUUGUCAAAGUGUAAAGGAAUAUAGUUACAGCUGUAUCAAGUCAAGCACCCUUUUAAUGUUUCAAGGCAGUUCCUCAGAUCUUACCCUCUUCAAAAGUGAUUGAGGACUAAAACUAAAGCACUGAGUAGAUGUGAUACUUCCCUCUCCUCCCCUUUUUCUCUGGAGAUUCCUGAGUCCUUUAUGGAGACCCUGAGGUGGAUCAGAAAGGUGAAAUAGAAGUUUUUAGUGGUGUGCCUUGUUUUCUGACUUCUUACUGAUGCCUUCUAUUAUAGUUGAUAGUGUCCCUGGAAGUCUCUUUAUAGAACUAAGAUGAUAAAACUAGGUCUGUGCUGAGCUAUCUUAUGAAUAAUGGAAAUAGACUGAUCUAGAUGAGGUGGAUAGCUCAAAAAUAUGUAAUUUUUUUUCCAUGUCUAUGAAGGCUAUUAUGUGUGUAAGAAGAAUAAACAUGAUACUGCCAGUCUUGAAUUAUUCCCUAAUUAAGUGAUAGUGUGAGUGAAAAAGGUAGGGAAACAAAAAAACAGCAGCAAAACAAACACCUGUUUUUUCUUUAAAAAGGGUAGGAUGAAUGGACAGACAGAACUUGUCUUUUGCCUCCUCUCCCAUGUUCUUAUUCUGUCUGUACCCUAGAGUAACCUACAUGGAUAAAAGUAGCAUUUCCUGUGACUGUGUUCAAGUUUUGUGCCUACCUAUUACUAGUUUGACUUGUAACUUGGGUUGUUUUCCCUCUUAGUGAGGAGUACUGAUGUUUCCCUACCCAACUGAUCCCUUACCUAUUAUUUUUAAUACCACCUGCUAAAUUGUUAAAGCUCUGCUGUAGCUACAGCCUUUACCACAAGCUGCUAGGGGAAGGAAGCCAUUGUGAUGACAAAUUUUGAAUUCCUUUUUACCUAAAGCAAUGAAAGAAAAUAAAUGCAAUAAAAAUUCUUAUUUGGCUUCUGUGCUGCACAAAAUCUCUGUACUGGAACCUCAAAGAAUGAAAUGAGGAAUUACUUCAAGCAUGGAGCUUUUUAACACCCAAUUCUGCUGACAGGCUUAGCUGUAUCUUUUGCUGCUUAUCUGAUAAAGGAAUAUUCAUGAUCUCCCAAUCAGAUGCCAUUCUUACUUUUGAGAAUGGGUAAUACUUGACAGGUACCCCAAUGAUCCUGCUAGUCAUCCUUUUACAGGUCUUGCACUACUCCGUGUGAUUUCAACUCAGAAGCAAGAAGCAAUUUAGGGCCUGAUGAUGCUCCUGAGGGGAUGUGAGGGAGUAGCAGGAGGAGAGUUUAGGCAGCUCUUUGUCUGAAAACAAAUGCUAUUUCAAACUGGUUGUAUCUUGUAGUACGCCCAUGCUAUGCCCACUACUUAAAGUAGUAUGCAUGAAUGCUCCAGUAUUCAAUAAAUAAUUGUUUGAUAAGGUUAUAUGCAGUGUAUUCUACUCUAACAGUACUAGUCCUGAGACCUUAAAACUAAAUCUUCUACUUGGCUCUUUUUCCAUUCAGCAGCAUGGACAAUUUGUGGAUUGCAUCUUAACUGGCUUACAGCUGAAUCUAAUGUUCCAGUGGUUAAAAUGGCCAUGCUUCACAAAGGCUGGGAAGUACAAACUGCACUUAAAAGGCUGUGAAUUCAAGCCCAGGCUCUUUUUAUUCAGCCAGGUAACUAGGCACAAUGCUAUUUAGUUUUGCAGAUGCACAUACGUGUCAGCUUUUGUUCCCACUGCAGCCAGACUGACUGCCCAGUGACUCACUGCAGUGCUGGCAGUACUGUGAACUGUCGCAGUACUGCAUUGCCUUGGAAGUUUUCACAUGCUUCCCGCAGCAUCUCCUGAAAGGCAGCUGAAGAAUCUAUUUGCUGCUUGGCACACCAGUAACAAACCUUAGAGGCCUCUGGGAUUGCCAUACUGAGAGCAUUGUUUGAACAGAUUUACUGUCUGUGGCUCAGGACUUCUAAAUUAUUAUUUGUAGCUAACUGAAACCUCUGUUGCAAAGUGGGUGUGGUGUAAUCACUGAUGUGGAGCUGUGGGUUAUGUUGGCUUGCCAGGAAUUAAUUCUGUAUUUUAAUUUUCAGUUUGGUAGCACCUGGAUGGCAUAAAUUUUUUUCCCUUUUACAAUGUCUGGUGUUCUGCCUUAUUGGAGAAUAUUUACUACAGGUCUUUCUAUUAAAAUCAAACAAAGGAAGAUUAGAGCCAGUGGCAAAAAAACCAAAACAAUCCCCAAACCCUUAACACUUGUGGCAUGCUAACUGAAGGCAUACCAAGGAAAAACAAAUUAAUUCUUUUUUUUAGAGUCCUCAGCUUCCCCUGACUCACUGCCACUGGCUGUCUCACUCAAAAAGACUGUAAACCCCAACUAAUUGCAUGGCCAAAGAAAUAAGACAAGUAUCAGUAUUUUUCCUGAAAUACUUUUCUGACAAAAAUGGUGCAUAGUAUUAAGGUAAGAGCUGGGAAGCUGUAUUGCCUUUAAGAUUUGUUUUAGCUGCAUUUUACACUUAUUUAGUUUCAUGGGACUAUAUAAUUAUGCUAUUAUUAUCACCUGGUCUUCAACAGAACACUCAAAUGGAAAUACAGCCCUACAAUGAAAGCCAGAGAAGUUUUUUGAACAAAACCAUUAAAUGGUUAUGAUUUAAAAAAUAAGGCUAGUCAGCCUUUCAAGACUCUAACUUUCUGUGUUUACUUCUACAUGAACUGUUCUUCAUUAAUCUAAAGGGAUGUUGGUAUUUAUCUCUAGUCCACAUAUUUUAAAAAGACUUAUCUUAAAUGACAGCUUUGGCACUGUUUAAAAUGCCAAAUGAUGACGUGAAUCAUACUUCUCAGCACUCUAGCCCUGGCUGUUAAAAGUACUCCUAUAAAUCUUAGUCUAUUGAAACUGUUCAAUUUUGAAAUGCUACUUUUAUGAGUUGCAGUAAAGACCUACAUGUAUGGGACAUGAUAGAGACUUAUAAAACUGGAAAUGAUAUAGGGAGAACAAACAGGAAUCAAUUAUUCACAUACUUUCCAGUGGAAGAUUAAAGGUGUAUGAAAUUAAACUAGUACAAAGCAGUCUGAAAGCCAACUGCUACAGAUUAAUAAAUAGUGAAGAAGAGCUCAUUGCUGAGGAAAAUGGCAAAGUUUACAAGAAGUGAAUGGAUAUAAAAGAAAAUAUAUAUCCAAGGCUACUAAAUGCUAAAAUCUACCCUAUGAUUCUAAGUACCUGCACUAAAGGUACUCUCAGCAGUAGAGGCUGAGAGAGCAUUUCAGUGAAGCAACAAAUAAUGCCAGUGAGUUUUCACUGCUCUGCUGUGUAGCAUCUUCUAUUAGCCAUGAUUGGAAAGCCGGUGCUAUAAACAGACCUUUAGUCAGGCAUAGAAGAGUGAUUUGGCAUCUCAAACUUGUAUCAAAUCUAAGUUAGAAAGGGUCUCCUAAGCAAUUUUUCAUAAUUGUUCACAUAAUAAAGCCUGGUAGAUACACAGAGAAAGUCCAUGAGCAAGGAAGAGGAUUGCAAAGGAAAACUGAGUUUGUUUUUAUUAACCUAAGCUUUAGAACAAUUUUAAAUGACAAAAGCUGAGGUAAUUGAAGAGGUCUUCAGCUACCCCUGCUCUAGACAAGCCUGAGUAAGAAUUCUCUUGGAAUGCAUCAGGUGAAUAUCAGGCCUCCAGCAUCUGUUCAAUAAUCUACAAAUGCAUUAAUCUCAGCACCAAUUGUGG